ACAUUUCAACCGCGAUUCUCGAAUCUCGAUAGAAUAAAUACCUUUUGAUAGAAAAAUGGCUGUUUCUGUAUUAGGGCAGACGCUUUUUUCGAAGAUGCUAAAUAUGGGUUGCCGCUUUCGAACGUCAAGGGUGUUAUCACAGAAAUUAAGGAAUUUAACAACUCAAUCCCAACCUCAAAUUGUAGAAAAAGAAGGAUCAGAUGUCUCGUCAAUAGAUCCAUUAAAACAUCCAGAUUUCUUUGGAGUUCAUAAACUGUUUACAGUUCAAGACUUAUUCGAAGCAAGAGUACACUAUGGUCAUAAACUUGGUUCUUUAGACGAUCGUAUGCGUCCUUACCUGUUCGGGUCUCGCUUGGACCAUUUGAUAUUUGAUCUCGAUAUAACAGCUGACCACCUUCGACGAGCCCUGAAUUUCACUGCUCACAUAGCAUUUAAUGGUGGUAUAAUUCUUUUUUUUUGUAGAAAUGCGCAAAACGCACAUAUUGUUGAAAAAACUGCUAAAGAAUGCAGGGAAUAUUCUCACACAAGAUUUUGGAGGGGUGGAAUAUUUACAAACGCUGAUAAACAGUUUGGCGAGGCGACACGCCUGCCUGAUUUAUGCAUAUUCCUGAAUACUUUGAACAACAUAUUAAAUCAACAUACCGCUGUUCGAGAUGCAGCUAAAAUGAGUAUCCCUACCGUAGGCAUUGUCGAUACAAAUUGCAAUCCAAACCUCAUCACUUAUCCUGUUCCUGGAAAUGACGACACACCAGUUGCCAUUGAACUCUAUUGCAAACUAUUCAAAACUGCAAUAUUGCGUGGUAAAGCAGAACGGAAAAAAAUGAAUGCAUCAAAAAAAUUAAACAAAGGUUAACUUUACCAAUUUAAAUAUUUAAGAUCACCAUAGUAUAAUGUACAAAAUUUAAUAAACUGUCUCAUAGUAACAACAAUAUCGAAUAAAUUCGGCAAAUAAAAUGGCUCUU
Messenger RNA from Diprion similis, 962 nucleotides. It is a transcript of the gene mRpS2, whose product is annotated as 28S ribosomal protein S2, mitochondrial. Gene Ontology annotation, molecular function: structural constituent of ribosome. The record is from RefSeq and is a predicted model, not a curated record. The transcript is spliced from 4 exons. The coding region runs from base 56 to 853 and encodes 265 amino acids. Lineage: Eukaryota; Metazoa; Arthropoda; Insecta; Hymenoptera; Diprionidae. Gene Ontology annotation, cellular component: ribosome; mitochondrial small ribosomal subunit. Gene Ontology annotation, biological process: translation.